CCCACCCCCUUCCCUGCGACGCUGAGGCUGCAUUGACUUGAUUAAGACAACGACAAUGGAGCCAGAAAAAGGCACCGCCGGACGCGGGUCCGGACCCGAACCGGGAAACUUAUACUACCUCGGUUUAUGCACGUCGCUACUUCGUCUUCGUAAGUUCUCCAGAUGCCGCGAGUUCGCUCUCAAGAUCCAAAGAUCCGACCCAGACAUCUCCGACACCGUCGAUCGAAUACUUGCAAUCACCGAUGUCCACCUCGCAGCCGAGAGGCGCCUCGACAGCCACUUCGACUGGUACGCUAUUCUCCAACUUGGCCGUAGUGACUCCGGAAACCACCAACUCAUACGGAAUCAAUUUAAGAGGCUUGCGCAGCUCUUGAACCCAAACAGAAAUGAGUUUGCAUCCUCAGAUGAAGCGUUCGUGCUCGUGCGCGACGCAUGGCGCGUGCUUUCGGACCCAGAAAAGAGAGCCGAAUACGAGCAGGCGAUUGGCGAUUUGGUACGCCAAGAACAUUGCAAACAGAGUAGUGAGAGCAAGAAAGAGGGGUUUGGCGUUGUACCCAGAAAUGGGCGUAACGUGAAUGUAGGUAAACAGAAAGCCUCAUUUUGGACUAUGUGCCCUUAUUGUUGGUCUUUGCAUGAGUACGAGAAGAUAUACGAAGAUUGCUCUCUGCGGUGCCCGAAAUGCAGGAGGGUGUUUCAAGGGAUAGCGGUGAAGCCUCCGACAAAUGACAUGUUAGUGAAGGGGAAAGACCAAUACUAUUGCUAUUGUGCACAUGUUCCUUUAAGGUAUCCACCGUCGCAACAUUCAGAGGUGAAGGGAAGCAAGUUCAAUAUGCAAAAGCCGUGGAGCAUGGAAGGCUGGAUCAAGAAUGGAAAAUCUUCUGUUGAUAGCCCUGAGGACGAUGACGUUGACGAUUCAUCAAAGAAUUGCGGAAUCGGAGAAGAGGAAAGGGUUUUGCGUGCAGAGCAAGCAGGAACUGAGGGAUUGUAUGGAGAUUUGGGAAAUGGGAAGCGGCGGAUGAGGGUGAAAACUGUGGCUAGAAAUACAAAGAAGAUGACCGGGAACAGGAUGAGAAACCGGGCAUAUAUUUCACGGGAUAGUGAUGCUGAAUCGUUGGAUUUAGAUGCAGAAGAUGGUGACUGAGUUGGAAAUUGCAGAAGGAGAAUCUGAUGGUUUUGUUAGUGUACGAUAUGCUAAUUGAUGGAAGGGGUACAAAAAGGUGAGGACUUUAGUAACUUUUUGAGUAGUCCUAGCACGUGUGGCAGAUUUCAGUGUUCUUGGCUUGUGUUCUGCUCACUCUGAAGGAAAAAAGAAAUCCUAAAGGUCCAUAGGAUAGGAGUUGAUAGUGUACAACGUCCAAGAGGAAAAGAGGUAUUGCGUUGUCUUGUAUUUAACGGUUUCUGCAAUACCAAUUUUGUUCUACUAAUGAAAAAGUGAUGUAAAUGUUUGGUUUCCUUGGAGAUAAUAUGUGUCAACUGAGCAUAAUCUGUGUUUUUCAUCCAGAAAAGAAAAGGAAAAAAAAUGUGUAGACUGGACAUUAUCUGUUA
Prosopis cineraria is the source of this 1545-nucleotide messenger RNA. RefSeq lists its product as uncharacterized. The record is from RefSeq and is a predicted model, not a curated record. Lineage: Eukaryota; Viridiplantae; Streptophyta; Magnoliopsida; Fabales; Fabaceae. The transcript has a single exon. The coding region runs from base 56 to 1141 and encodes 361 amino acids.